AUGUUUGGUACAUCGGUAGUAUUUAUACUGUUAUCAUCAAAAAUUUUCCAACAUUUUUUGGCAUCAUUUUUGGGCAUUAAUAUUAGCCUUUGCUAUUUGAUAUGUAUUACAACUGUUGCUAUAAUGCCCCUUACAUAUCUCAAAUCACCAGCUGAUUUUUGGUUAGUGAUCGUAAUUGCAAUGUUAUGUACCAUGAUGGCCGUUUUUUUAAUUGCCCUAGGUAUUAGCUUUGAUGUAAGCGCAUGUUUACCAGAAGCACAUUAUCCGAAAACUUCAAUUAGUGGUGCAAUAGUUAGCUUAGUUGUUGCCUUUUUAUAUAUGCCAUUAUCGGUUUAUGGUUAUUUGACGUACGGUGGUAGUAUGCACAGUUCGAUAAUUGAUUCCGUGCAAACAUCAUGGAUUCGGCAUGCGGCUAAUUUAACCAUAGCUGUUCACUGUAUUCUAGCUUUAAUUAUCAUGGUAAAUCCAUUAAAUCAACAAGCUGAACAUUUCUUCAACGCACCACAUUGUUAG
Molecule: messenger RNA, 513 nt
Organism: Acanthocheilonema viteae
Lineage: Eukaryota; Metazoa; Nematoda; Chromadorea; Rhabditida; Onchocercidae
Source: the annotation of a GenBank genome assembly